AUGGAAGUACUUUUAGAGCCAGAGACUUCUGAUAGAUCUUAUGGAGCUUUGGAUGCUGUGCCGGAGAAAUCCUCUAAGAAAAAAGAGGUGAUCUUCAUCGCAAACUCGCUGGGUCCUCUAAUCGUCACCUUCAUCCUCCAGUUUUUGCUCCAAACCAUAACGAUCUUUGCAUGUGGUCGGCUUGGAGCAGAAGAGUUGGCCAUUGCGUCGCUCGCUUUGUGCACAUUCAACAUCACUGGUUUGGCAUUGUACCAGGGAUUGAGCACUUGUCUAGAUAGCUUUUGCUCCCAAGCAUACGGCGCUGGAAGACCACUUAUGGUCGGAUUAUAUUUUCAGCGAUGCACUUUGAUAAUGGCUGUGAUCACAGUUUUUCCAUUGAUACCGAUGUGGUGGUAUUGUGGCUCUUUGUUGAGGCUUCUUGUUCCUUCCGAGAACCUAGCGGCACAAUGUCAGUAUCUCUUGAGAAUCCUCACGGUUGGGGCUCCUGGCUUCUUGCUCUUCGAGAACGGUAAGCGGUUCUUUCAGGCUCAGCAUAUUUUCAACGCUGGCACGUAUGCUUUAGCAGUCUCGGUGCCAAUUCAUCUUCUUCUCAAUUGGCUCCUUGUUUGGCACCCCAGAACGGGAAUGGGACUCACUGGUGCUGCUAUUGCCUUAUCUUUAUCCUUCUGGAUAACUGCUGCUCUCAUGUUCUUGUACGCUGUAUUCAUAAAUGGAAGGCAGUGCUGGGGAGGCUUGGAUUUGCGUAAAGCAAUGGUUAACUGGAGACCAAUGCUCAAGUUGGCGCUACCAGGAGUGAUCAUGGUGGAGGCCGAAUACCUCGCAUUUGAAGUUAUGACCAUUUUGGCAGCCUCAUUCGGAACAACCGCUUUGGCAGCGCAGUCUAUUGGAGCAAACGUUGGCGCAUUGUUCUUUCAAGUCCCUUUCGCUGUAUCGGUUGCAUUUAGCACCCGUAUAGGUCAUUACGUCGGUGUUCCAGACAUCCCUUCUGCAAGAUUGGUGUCAAAACUAUCUCUCUUGUCGGGCAUCUUUAUGGGUAUUCUCAAUUUUGCGGUUUUGUUUUUAGGGAGAACAGCUUUGGCUAGGAUCUACUCUGAUGACCCAGAUGUCGUGAACACAGCAAGUAAACUCUUGCAAAUUGCUGCCAUCAACCAAAUUUGUGACUGUUUGAACAUAGUAGCAGCGGGAAUAUUGAGAGGACAGGGAAGGCAAAAGAUAGGCUCCUACAUGAACUUGUUUUCGUACUACUGCAUCGCUCUUCCCAUGGCAUAUGUAUUUGCAUUCUUGAUGAGACUAGAAGUUUACGGACUCUGGCUUGGUCUAGUUUGUGGAGUGGCAGUUCUAUCAUUAGGAGAAGUGUUUUGCGCUCAAAGAGGCAAUUGGGAGAAAAUAGUCGCUAAAUGCAUUGAAAGACAUGAUCACUAA
This is a messenger RNA of Candidozyma auris, 1422 nucleotides long. RefSeq lists its product as uncharacterized. NCBI's taxonomy places the organism in Eukaryota, Fungi, Ascomycota, Pichiomycetes, Serinales, Metschnikowiaceae. The record is from RefSeq and is a predicted model, not a curated record. The transcript has a single exon. Bases 1 to 1422 code for a protein of 473 amino acids. Gene Ontology annotation, molecular function: xenobiotic transmembrane transporter activity; antiporter activity. Gene Ontology annotation, biological process: xenobiotic detoxification by transmembrane export across the plasma membrane. Gene Ontology annotation, cellular component: membrane.